AUGCCAGAUGUCGGCAGGGCUGGUCAAAAUGCACAGCCUGCGUCCCUGGAGCGUUCCCAGUCGAUAGCUGAUGUGAGAGCUCUCAAGGAGUUCCGCCGAAGUGGGCAGUGGCAACAGGCGCUGGGCAGAGAACCGCGAGACAGGGUCUCUCAGACCUUGUUGAUCAACACCUGCGUCCAGUCGGGUCACUGGAGAUCUGCCGCCGCGGCGCUCUCGAAGUUCAUGGCUUGGCGCAUGGAAGCUGAUGUGGUCAUGUACAACUCCCUACGCCCUCUGACCUGGCAGCAAGCCUUGGAGGCCUUUGCAGCGCUGCAACUCCAAAGUCUGCAGCCCACGCUGGUCACCUACGAGACUGCCCUCACUGCUUGCCGCACGCAGUGGCCGUGUUGUCUGUGCCUCCUCGCAGAGCGCUCGUCUCGCGAGAUCAGUGCCAAGUCCUUCACCAAGGUCUUGGCCGCAUGCGCCGACGCAUUUGCCUGGCAGCAGGCGCUGCAGCUGCUGGCGCGGCUGCCGGGCAGCGCCCUGCGGGCGGACGGCCGGCUGCGGAGCACCGCGCUCUUCGCGUGCCAAAAGGCCGGGGCCUGGGCAGCGGCGGGGGCGGUGGUUGAGGAGAUGCGCCAAGCGCAGGCGCCCUGCGACGCGAUCGCGGCCAACAGCGCGCUGGACGCCUUCCACCGCAGCGCGCAGUGGGUCCGCGCCUCGCUGGUUCUGCGAAACCUCUCCGCGCCGGAUGUGCUGUCCUUCGGUUCCGUGAUCCAUGCGUGCGUCACCGCAUGGGAAACAGCUAUAUCUCUGCUUUCGGAGAUGCGCCGGGCCCGCGCUGGCCCGGAGCUGGUGACCUACAACUUGGCGCUGAAGGGCCAGCUGCGCUGGCAGCUGGCCGCCCAGCUGACGCGACUUCCAGGGUGCCGCGCAGAUGUGGUGACUGUGACCUCCAUGAUGACAGCGUGCGAAGGAGCGUCGGCGUGGAGAGAGGCGCUCAGUGUGCUCGGCAGAGGUGAGCAAGAGGCAGUUGAAGGAAACAUUUGCAGCUACAGUGCCGCAAUGCUUGCCUAUGAUUCCAUCUCCAAGUGGAGAGAUGCGCUGGACAUAUUGGCAACCCCGGACGUGGUGGCCCGCAGCACCUGCAUCGGUGCUUGCGAAAAGGCCAGCGAGUGGCUGAUGGCCGUGCAGCUUCUGAAGGAUGUUGCGCGGGAUGCGGUGGCAGUGAGCGGGGCGAUCAGUGCUUCUGCCAAGGCGAGCAGGUGGCAAAUGGCGCUUAUGCUACUCGGAGAGCUGAAGCCGAAGGGAGCAUUGGGUGUGGCGGCGUACAGCGCAGCCAUGGCUGGCUGUCAGAAAGUGUCGCAGUGGCAAUGUGUUUUGGCGCUCCUGGCGGAGAUGUGGCUGCAGCGCUUGCAGCCGGACGCCGUGGCCUAUGCCGCGCUCAGCGAGUGCAGCCUGGGGUCGCGCGUGUUCGAUGGCAUGGCGGAGGGCGUGGAGUGCCUGAGUGGCGAGCAGCUCUGGCGCAGCUGGCCCGACUUCAAUCCGACUUUGACAUUAACAUCCACUUUUGCCGGGACUUUGGAUGGGGGCUGUGGACACGGAUUGUUGGACACCUCCUUAGAGGAUUACAACAAGUCGAUCAGUGCGUGGCAAAGAGGUCGGCAUUGGAAAAAGGCCUCAGGUCUGCUGACGAGCCUCAUCUUGCACCAAAUUCAGCUGGACGUCAUCGCCUUCAACGUUUGCAUCACAGGAUACGAAAAGGCGAGCCUCUGGCACCGGGCCUUGGCGCUCUUCGCGGACCUCCUCUGCGCAGACCUCCGCCCCACGGUGGUGACCUACAGCGCUACCAUCAGCGCCUGCGAGAAGAGCCGCGCCUGGCAGGUGGCCUUGGCUCUGCUGAAAGAAGCUGUCCACAAAUCCUCGGCAGAUGUGUACACAUUUAGCGCUGCCAUUAGCGCACUAGACAAAGCCGGGCUGUGGCAGGAGGCUUUGGUGCUCUUGGAUCACAUGGAGCUAUGCCAAGUGCAACCGAAUUUGGUCACCUUCAACGCAGUGAUCUCUGCAUGUUAUCGAGGAAGGGAGUGGCAACAGGCGCUGGUUGUGCUGGGCCGACUGGACCUGGAGCGCCUGGCUCCGGAUCUCUUCACCUUCGGCGCCGCGGUGAGCGCCUGUGAGAGCUACAGCCGCUGGGAGGUGGCGAUAGCUUUGCUGGCGCAGCUUCAGAGUCAGAGGCUGCAAGCUGACGACCGGAUCACCUGCAACGCAGCCAUCAGCGCCUGCGAGAAGGCGAAGCAAUGGCCAGCCGCGCUGCAGCUCCUUCCGUCGAGCGACGCCGACGUGAUCUCCUACAGUGCCGUCAUCAGCGCUUGCGGACCUUUGCAGUGGGAGUUGGCCUUGCAGCUCUUUACGGAGUGCCGGAGAGAACAGUCCAAUUCGCUGAUGUGGUCCUCCACAACGCCUGCAUCUCUGCUUGUGAGAAGGCCACCCGUUGGUCCGAGGCCCUGGAGAUUCUUAGGAGAGCAUGCGGAGCCACCAGAUGAAUGCCACCUUGAUCACAUACACGGCCGCCAGUAG
Messenger RNA from Effrenium voratum, 2556 nucleotides. The record is from the annotation of a GenBank genome assembly. NCBI's taxonomy places the organism in Eukaryota, Dinophyceae, Suessiales, Symbiodiniaceae.